AUGGAGUUCACGUCAGGUUUGGCUAAGGUCUUGCAAGUGGGUCACAACCCGGCUAUAGGGAGCUCAGCUGGCAUGUACCACUUAGGUCGGAUGUUCCCCCUUUUGCCACCCCCAGAAGGUCGCGAGAAUGAAGAUGAACAACAAGUUGUUUCUUCCACUGCUUACAUGUUUUGUCGAGAUGGAUUCGUGUACAACUCAAAUAGCGAUCGAAGAGCAUUGGGGACACCAAAUGAGCCUCACGUGGCAAAGCGCCGUCCAAAGGCUGUUUGGAAGCGGGAGUGGUUCUUUAAGGGAGUUUUGGAGCGGAGGGGGAAUAAAUGUACAGCAUGCUUCAGACAGUUCAACAAACUAGAGCACCUUGUGGAGCACAUGAGGAUCUCAUACCAUUCGGUUCAUGAACCAACCUGUGGCAUUUGCAGGAAACACUGUAGGUCGUUUGAGUCUCUAAGGGAACAUCUUAUAGGUCCAUUGCCCAAACAAGAAUGCAGAGAUAUAUUUGCAUACAGAGGGUGCAAGUUUUGCUUGAAAGUCCUGGACAGCCCUAACACUCGCAGGAUCCACCAAGAAAAAUGCCAACUCUCCGGAACAAAUGCCGGAAUAAUUGGUCGCUUUUCAAACUUGGGACUUCGUGAUAAUUUGGCUAUUGGAGGUGGAACAAGAGGACCACAAGUAGUUGCACUAGCAUGUAAAAUGGUUGGAGGUGGCAGUGAUGGCUCACUGGAUCUCUGUGCAAGAGUAUGCUUAAUUGAUGAGCAUGAGAACAUCGUCUUCCAUUCUUAUGUGAAGCCACCAAUUCCAGUCACAAACUAUAGGUAUGAGACAACAGGCAUUAGACAAGAAUACCUGAGGGAUGCAAUGCCAAUGAGACAAGUUCAGAGGAAGAUUCAAGACUUUCUUUGUAAUGGAGAACCCAUGUGGACAAUUCGAGCAAGAGGUGGAAGAGCCAGGAUUCUAGUUGGUCAUGGCUUGGAUCAUGACCUUGAAUGUCUGCAAAUUGAAUAUCGAGCAGAGAAAAUAAGGGACACUGCAAAAUACCCUCCACUGAUGAAAACGAGUAAGCUGAGCAACUCACUCAAGUACUUAACACAAACAUAUCUUGGGUAUGACAUUCAAACUGGGAUUCAGGAUCCUUAUGAUGAUUGUGUUGCAACGAUGAGGCUAUACAUGAGAAUGAGAUCCCAAGUACAUAAAAUAGAGGAUUACCCUCUAGUAUCUGACCCUCAGAACAGGAAUAAUUUUGCUUCGUGGAGGCAAAGUGAGCUUGAGAGGAUGAGUCCUGAACAGAUGCUUGAAAUCUCAAGAUCUGACUACUACUGCUGGUGCUUGGAUUCCUUGUAUAAUCCCUGAAUGGAUAAACCAAGUACACCAAUCUGAAGCUCAUGAACAACAGGGAAUUGUUUAGUUCACUGCGGAUUUAACCGAUAUAUUACUAUCUAGUAUAAGUAAAAAAUAAAGAGCCCCAAACAAGUACCGUUUCUACAAGUUAAUAACUUAUUAUAUUAAUAUGACUCAAUUAAAGCAGUAACUUUCACUGCUAUCAUAUUUAGCACCCAAUGGCUGAGGUAUGCUCAUGGUAUGUAUGGACAUAUUUAUUUGGCAAAUACAAUGUGAGCAAUUCUG
Messenger RNA from Abrus precatorius (Indian licorice), 1620 nucleotides. RefSeq lists its product as uncharacterized. Bases 1 to 1347 code for a protein of 448 amino acids. Lineage: Eukaryota; Viridiplantae; Streptophyta; Magnoliopsida; Fabales; Fabaceae. The record is from RefSeq and is a predicted model, not a curated record. Gene Ontology annotation, biological process: rRNA processing. Gene Ontology annotation, molecular function: nucleic acid binding; 3'-5' exonuclease activity. The transcript is spliced from 9 exons. Gene Ontology annotation, cellular component: nucleus.